AUGAGUUAAGUUAAUAAAAAUUUUAGUGAAUGUAAAAGAUUUGCCAUUAAUCGCACUCCCAUUUAGUCAAGCGUAAAGAGAGAUCUAUCCGAAAACAUAAGAGCGAAAUAAUAAGUAAGUUAAUAGCAGAACUCAAAUGAAAAAUUAACCUCAAGGGAAAGAAUCAGAUCAAUAGAUUAAUAAAAACUUGAUGGACAUUUUGCUGCUUAUUUAAAUGAUUUGCCUACUUAAAGAAAUUAAUCUCCUAAAUAAUAGAACAGUAAUUUGCUAUAUCGCUAGCUAUAAAAGACUCCCUUAUAGCAAAAGUAUCAUCAAUAGAAUUCUAAUUAAACAAGCUCCUCAAAAACUGUUAGAAAAGAUGGUUAGGGAAGCGAUUAAAAGAAGCGCUAUUCUUUAGAUUUAUGUUAAACAGACAGAGAGAGUUUGCAUAAGCGCAUAUAAGAGUUAUCUGAAAAGCAAAUUAAAAUAGAUAAGAUAGAAACAUCGAACGAAACUGCUCAAAAGUAAACAAAUUCGAGUAAAAUAGAAGACGUUUCUUUAUCUUAUUCUAACACUAGCUUGUAGAAUCUGGCUUAAAAAUAAAACUAAGACAUUGUUAAAAAAGAAAAUCCUGCCUUAUCAGGCAUCAAGUAAGAACCUAGUAAAUUUAGUCAAAAGAGGAAUGGUAUUAUCAGUGCCUAUGCUGCAAACACAAACCAAGGUCUAGUGAGAAAAUAUAAUGAAGAUAGGGUUUCAAUUAUUCUUAAUAUUGUCAGACCAAAUUAUAAAAAAACAGAAAACUGGCCAAGAUGUGCAUUCUUUGGUAUUUAUGAUGGGCAUGGAGGAGCAUUCUGCGCUGAUUUUUUGAGAGAUCACCUUCACCAAUACGUAAUAAGUGAUGAGAACUUCCCAGAAAAUCCAAGGUAGGCAUUAAUCAAUGGCUUUGCUAAGGCAGAGAAGGAAUUUAUAGAAAGAGCUGAGUAGUUCAAUCCUUAUGACAAGUCAGGAUCUUGCGCUAUUGUUGUCCUACUUGUUGGAGAGAUAUGUUAUAUAGCAAAUGUUGGUGACUCGAGAGCUAUACUAUCUAUGAAUAAGGGAGAAAGAACCCUCGAUUUGAGUAGAGAUCACAAACCUUGUGACUUACAAGAAAAAGAAAGAAUCAUUGAAGCUGGAGGGAGAAUUUAUUAGUCUCAAUAAACAACUAAACCAGAUAGCGAAGGUAUUACUAAAACUAUAUAUGGUCCUUUGAGAACUCUACCUGGAAGAUUAUCUGUUUCAAGAACUUUCGGAGACAUUGAAGCUAAGUUAUAGAAAUAUGGUGGAAAGCAAGGAGUCAUAAUAUCUGAUCCAGAAAUCAAAGUUUUCAGAGUAUAAAAGAGUCAUGAUUACAUCUUCAUGGGAUGUGAUGGUAUUUUUGAUAAAAUGUCAAGCAGCGAAGCUAUUAAAGCUAGUUGGGAUGCAAUAAGAAUUGAAUAAAGUAACAAUAACAAUAGCUCAUCUAAUCCAUUAAAUACUCAUUCACUAUGCGCUAAAGGUGUAGAAGGAGUGAUUUAAGAAGCAUUAAAGAGGAGAUCAACUGAUAAUUUAACUGGCUUAGUUAUCUCCUUCAUAGACUUCCAAGCUCACGCCUCUCCACAAAAUACUUCCAACGUAUCUGAAAAAAUCAAUUAGUAACAAUCCGAAAAAAACUUAAACACUUCAAAAAUUGAAUAAAAUAAUGCAAAUUUACUUUCAGAAAAACCAAAUACUUCUGAAUAAACUUAGUAGCUAUAGAGGAUGCAAAAAUUUGCUUCUAAUAAUUCCAGCUAAAUUUAAACUUCCAGUAAAAUAAAUAAUAAAUCUUUAACAGAUCAUCAAAAUUACAGGAGAUGUUCGCCCGCAAAGCAAAUAUAAACAUCUGACAGAGCCCUAACUAGCGAAGGUAGUUAAAACACCAGUUAAGGCAGUAAUAACUAUCCAAAACUGAGAGAGAAGUAUGAAAGUAUAACUCCUUCUUCUACUAACAAUACUUAACAAUAGUAAAGAAGGCUUUCUCUAUAAUUUUAAUUUAAUAACUAAGCAGAAACCACUUUAUUAAAGUAGUAAAUAAAGGCAUUCAAUACAAAAACAAUCUACGACGCUAGUCCUAACAACAUUUUGCAUUCAUUCCAUUCUCCUAUCAUCGCUAAAAAGGAUUAUCCGUAAAUUUCUUAAUUCUCUUCUGCUGAAGACGAAAACUCGAAAUUGUCACUAGUUGACACAGAUAGAAUCGACUAAUCUAAGACCGUAUUAAGCGAUAGAUAAAGAAUAGCUGUCAAUCGCAGAGUUAAUUGUAUUGAAAAGAAAGUGAAUGAAUUGAGCAGUGAAAAGUAUUUAAAAGCUCUUUUCAAAGAAAAUAAUUCACACUCAAAUUCAAAUUCAAGAAAUGAAUCUUCAAUAUUUAACUAUAACAAUUCAAAUAGCUCUUACUACAAUCAUUCAAAUGUAAGUGCGCCUUCUUAUCAGCAAACAGCAUAACCAAAAAUAUAAUCUUAAAUUUUUAAUCAAUUCUAAGGAAUAUAUUCUAAGUCGAAAAUACUUAACCAUCUGGAUAUUCCUUCUAUAGUUCAUAAAGUCUUUUGA
Molecule: messenger RNA, 2580 nt
Organism: Tetrahymena thermophila SB210
Lineage: Eukaryota; Ciliophora; Oligohymenophorea; Hymenostomatida; Tetrahymenidae
Product: serine/threonine phosphatase 2C
Exons: 6
Biological process (GO): protein dephosphorylation
Molecular function (GO): protein serine/threonine phosphatase activity; cation binding
Source: RefSeq, a predicted model, not a curated record